CACCUGCUGAACGCUGCCGGGGAGACAGACAGACGGGAGGAUGACCGUGUCGGGACAAACAGCUGUGCUCCACGAGACGUGGCCCGCGAGAUGCCGCGCGCGCUUCUGGAGGCUCUUUCCUCACCUGACGCUGUGCUGCGCCUUAGUGGCUUACACGAUGCUGGGCGCGCUGGUCUUCAUGCAGGUCGAGGGGGGAAGGAAAUCCAGCACCGAGCAGGAAUACCGCAACUUUCUGUCGAGCAUCGUCAAGAUGGUCCAGAACGACACCAAUAACAAAUCCUGCACGCUCAACCAAACGGUUAGCAAAGUUGUGGUAAAAAUGCAGGAUUUCAAGUCCAUAUGGUUCCAGAGCCCCAGCAGAUGGAAUUUGUUUGGUUCCGUCUUCUUCUGCUGCUCUAUUUUUUCAACUGUUGGAUAUGGGGAAAUCUAUCCAGUCACCUUGCUCGGUAAAGCGCUGUGCAUCAUUUAUGCGAUGGUGGGCAUUCCUCUCAUGCUCCUGGUCAUUCUUGACGUGGGAGACUUUCUCGCUCUGGUGAUGUCCAAAGCCUACAACCGCGCCCGCGCCCGCGCCCGCGCCCUCUUCAAGACGUGGUCACGGUGGAGAACUCGCAGGAGAAGACCCUGGUCAAACCAGCGGACUCUGGACGAUGGCACCUUGCUUCGUCAACCUCUAGACAUCCGGCAGGUGCUGAACACUCAAGCAGAUGUUCGACACAAGUCCAUUCAUCUCCAAAACAACAAAGAAAUCUUUGAAAAGCUGCUGGCCAGAGAUAAUUUAAUGAGAAAGGAUCCACUACUCAGGUCCCUCUCCUGCCCUGAACUCGAACAGAUGCCACAACCACCUAGUGAAUUUGCCAUAUGGGAUUUCUCGGGGUUAGGGAAUGUAAUGGAAGACUUUGACGUUCCAUUUAUACUCAUCCUUUUCAUUGUAUUUGCAUAUAUUUGCUUCGGAGGUAUAAUCCUCCCACUGUGGGAACCUCAAAUAGAAGGAUUUGACUCUUUCUACUUUUGCUUCAUCACACUCACUACAAUCGGAUUUGGUGACAUCAUACCUAAAGACUCCAAGUGUUUCUGGAUAACCUCCCUUUUUUUUGUGGUUGGCAUGAGCAUUAUGUCCAUGGCUUUCAAGCUAAGCCAAAAUAGAAUCGUUUCUUUUUAUCGUAACUGCAUCCGGUUCAUUGGCAGGGCAAAUGCUGAAACUACAGAAAAUGUGGAAAAGAAGUAAGUCGAGAUCUUCUGAAUCAAGUUUUGGGAUUGUGGAAUUUAUUAUUUCCUGGAUUUAAUCAAUUAUUUAUUGUAUCUGUUUUUCAUAAGCAUGGGUAAUUAUGAAGUCAUGCAUGUGGCAAACACUUUAUCCAGUGAAUGGCUGUCAUGAUUAAAAAGAUUUGUUUUCAAACAUUUAAAGGGGUAGUAUUAUGUUUUCCAGUCACUUAGUUUUCCACACGAUCAAGUAACUGCUACCUUCAUUUGUUACAAUAAUGCUGUAUAUAUCAAAUAUGACAAAAAAGAAAUUGAUAUCUUAGUUUAAUGCCUUGAAGCUAAGAAGGCAUCUGUCUCUUUAAAACACCCUGCUCUUUCUGAAACUCCGCAUUCAGGGAGUCACCACAACAUCGCUUCUCUAUUAGCCCUUCAACAACCAGCAUUUCACUGAGGUGUAGCUCCUAUAAUGAGCUCAGCAGAUGCACAGUUCCUCCUGGUAUUUGCCAAUUGCUGCAGGCUAGUCUGAAGGAGCUGAGUCGCGUGAGAGGGGUGCUCAAUGAGGCAGAAGCUUGGAACUGCAGCCGUGAAGUUCCAAGCUCACAGCUCGCCUGCCU
This is a messenger RNA of Xiphophorus couchianus (Monterrey platyfish), 1814 nucleotides long. Its product is annotated as potassium channel, subfamily K, member 18. The transcript is spliced from 3 exons. Gene Ontology annotation, molecular function: outward rectifier potassium channel activity; potassium ion leak channel activity. Gene Ontology annotation, cellular component: plasma membrane. The coding region runs from base 41 to 1225 and encodes 394 amino acids. The record is from RefSeq and is a predicted model, not a curated record. Lineage: Eukaryota; Metazoa; Chordata; Actinopteri; Cyprinodontiformes; Poeciliidae. Gene Ontology annotation, biological process: potassium ion transmembrane transport; stabilization of membrane potential.